Molecule: messenger RNA, 2054 nt
Organism: Eutrema salsugineum
Lineage: Eukaryota; Viridiplantae; Streptophyta; Magnoliopsida; Brassicales; Brassicaceae
Product: putative ATPase N2B
Exons: 13
Coding region: 67-1839 (590 amino acids)
Cellular component (GO): cytoplasm; mitochondrion
Molecular function (GO): ATP binding; ATP hydrolysis activity
Source: RefSeq, a predicted model, not a curated record
GUAGCUAAACCGUGAUGGGAAGCUACCUUCAGAGAAGAAAACCAUAGUCGGAGGUCGGAGCAAACAAUGCCAAAGAUUUCACAGAUCUCUGCUGUUUUACGUCUAGGGUUUUCUUCAUCAAGAAGACUCUCCAAUGGCUCCCACUUCAUUGCUCGUUCCUAUUGCACCUCUGAUCCUCCCAAAACAUCAGGUCCACUGACGAGUUACAGUAAGCUAGUUGAACAAGGGAGGCUGCAACAUGAUCCGUACCAAGAGAAAGUUGCUUCCGCAUUCGAUAAUUUGUUUGGAAGAUUGGAACGUUUUGAGAAGGAAAUGGAGGAUUAUCAUGUGAGAUUAGCAGAGUGGGAGAAGAAGAGAGAGGAAGAGCGACGAAGACUAAUGGUGGAAGAAGCUGAGAAGAAGGAAGAAGAUGGAAUGUGGGCUUCAAUGAAUAAACAUGGGCAAAAGCUUUUAGGAAGAUGGGUAUUAGGGCGAAGAAAGAUGAAUGUAGAACCUGGAGUUGGUAAAUGGGUUUCUUACCUUAACCGAGAGAGAAGAUUGGACUCAAUUGUCGGUUCUCGUCCUGCAGUACCUCAAGCUCCUAAAGGAUUAUAUAUCUAUGGAAAUGUAGGAUGUGGCAAGACUAUGCUGAUGGAUAUGUUUUAUGGUGCCACUGAUGGGAUGAUCAGACAUCGACAACGGUUUCACUUUCACGAGGCUAUGUUGAAGAUAAAUGAGCAAAUGCACAAGUAUUGGAAGGAGAACGGUGAAGAGAAGUCCUCGCAAUAUAGCAUUUCGAGCUGGAUUAUGAAUCUUCCUGUUGAUGAAAAAGUUAAGGAAUGGCUAGCUGGAGAAGAGUUUUAUAAGCAGCAACUCCAAAUGAAACACAUUCUUCCAGCUGUGGCUGAUAAGUUUCUCGUUGAUCAGCAAUCGAGUAAAAAAGGAGCUAGCAUCCUCUGCUUCGACGAGAUUCAGACAGUUGAUGUGUUUGCUAUUGUGGCCUUAUCUGGAGUUAUGAGCAGAUUGUUGACUACUGGAACUGUUCUUGUGGCCACCAGUAACCGAGCACCACGGGAGUUAAAUCAGGACGGAAUGCAGAAGGAGAUAUUUGAUAAGUUUAUCUCUAAAUUGGAGAAACAUUGUGAGAUAAUCUCGAUUGGAAGUGAAGUAGAUUACCGCCGAGUAGCAGCAAAGAACUCGGUUGAAAAUGUUCACUACUUAUGGCCUUUGAAUAACGUUGUUCUGGAAGAGUUUGAGAAAAUGUGGCGUCAGGUCACUGACCAGUACGGUGGAAAAAUAACUUCUGCUACUCUCCCAGUGAUGUUUGGAAGAACAGUGGAAGUUCCUGAAAGCUGUAAUGGAGUGGCAAGAUUCACAUUCGAGUAUCUAUGUGGUCGACCAAUUGGUGCAGCAGAUUAUAUCGCAGUAGCCAAAAACUAUCAUACAAUCUUUAUCUCUGAGAUUCCAGCAAUGAGCAUGGAAAUACGUGACAAGGCACGUAGGUUUAUAACACUUGUGGAUGAGCUAUACAACCACCAUUGUUGUCUUGUCUCGUCCGCGGAGACACCUAUUGAUGAGUUGUUUCAAGGAACUGCAGAGGGUACACUCUUCGACCUCGAAAGCUUCCAGUUUGAGACGGAGACAGAAGAUUCGAGACUAAGGAGAGAUGUGCUUGCAGAAGGUAGCAUAAGUUCUGCUGGCUCGCCUUCUUCGAUCGUGAAAAUGCUCUCUGGUGAAGAGGAAAUGUUUGCCUUUGCACGAGCCGCGUCGCGGUUGAUUGAGAUGCAGACUCCAUUGUACCUCGAAGGAGUUCGUUUCUUGCAUCCUUAUUUUCAUCAGCAGAAAGUAUAUAAAAAAUAACAAAUGACUGAAUAGUUAAUACUGAAUCCUUACUUCAUUUAUUUCUUUUCAUGUGAUUAUUGGAUUAGCAGAAGUGACCAAACCAAAAUGUUUGGUCUUUUGUCCUUUAUACUAAGGCGAUUAAUGAAUAAAAAAUGUUAUCUUCUAAAUAUACGUCUUUCUUCUUGUGGGUUGGAUGCAACAAUCCUGAUAAUUAUCGUCUCACCUAAAUUCAC